Messenger RNA from Rotaria sp. Silwood1, 456 nucleotides. NCBI's taxonomy places the organism in Eukaryota, Metazoa, Rotifera, Eurotatoria, Philodinida, Philodinidae. The record is from the annotation of a GenBank genome assembly.
AUGCCACUAUGGUACAGUUUAGCUGAACAUUUCUUUGUUCUACACAACACUAAACAAGAUAUAAAAACUACACCACUCCUUGUUCUCAAUUUUUGUUUUAUUUAUUUCGUCAACUAUUGGUUAUUUGUUGCACAGACACGAGGUCGCCAUCCCUAUGGCGAUCCAUGGCCCGUAUGGCAAUGGUUUGUCUACUUCUGUUUUCCGUCGGUGAUUAUUCUACUUAGAUUUUUAGGCUUCGUACGUGAUCGAUUACUUUAUAAAUGGCGAUUUCGAUCACAUUGUAUUCAUCCACCACUGGAAUUUCAUCCGAAUCCAUGGAUAGGAUGGCAUGAAGAUUAUUAUCAAGAGCAGGAUAUCGGAAUAAGGACAUUAGAUUGGAAAGCAUUAGGUGUGAUGACUGUUAUUCUUUUGGCUGCAGUUGCCAUUUGGAAUAUUUCGUAUCUAGCAAGUUCUUGA